CUGAACAGCGGCAGCGCUGCAGCCGGCUCUGAAGUGCAGCAGCCAACCGGGCCGGGCCGGGAUGGUGCAGCGGGGGCUUCGCGGCGCAUACACGCACUGAGUGGGCCCAAGCUGGGCCCCGCGCCCCCCGCGCCCCCCGCCGCCCCGAUCCCGGCCGGCAUGAUGUGCCUGGAAUGCGCCUCGGCGGCGGCGGGCGGCGCGGAGGAGGAGGAGGCGGAGGAACCUUGGUGUUGGGCUUUGAGCCAUGGUUGUCCAUUCUCCACAGGCGGUGGUGGUUGCUGCGGGGCGCGGGGAACGGGCGCCGCUGGAGUCGCGACCGCUGACGACGAGGUGCAGACGCUGUCGGGCAGCGUGAGGCGGGCCCCGUCCGGACCCCCCAGCACCUCCGGCACCCCCAACUGCGCAGCUGCUGCUAAGGCCCCCGGCACGCAGCAGCCCAAACCCGCCAGCUUGGGCCGCGGGCGGGGGGCAGCCGCCGCCAUCCUCAGCUUGGGCAACGUGCUCAACUACCUGGACAGGUACACCGUAGCAGGAGUCCUUCUGGACAUCCAGCAGCACUUCGGGGUCAAGGACCGAGGAGCUGGCUUGCUGCAGUCAGUGUUCAUCUGCAGCUUCAUGGUGGCCGCUCCCAUCUUUGGCUAUCUGGGAGACCGCUUCAACAGGAAGGUGAUCCUGAGCUGCGGCAUUUUCUUCUGGUCAGCAGUCACGUUCUCCAGCUCCUUCAUCCCCCAGCAGCACUUCUGGCUGCUGGUCCUGUCUCGGGGGCUGGUGGGCAUCGGAGAGGCCAGCUACUCCACCAUUGCACCCACCAUCAUCGGUGAUCUCUUCACCAAGAACACCCGCACGCUCAUGCUGUCUGUCUUCUACUUCGCCAUCCCGCUGGGCAGCGGCCUGGGCUACAUCACUGGCUCCAGUGUGAAGCAGGCGGCCGGAGACUGGCACUGGGCCUUGCGGGUGUCUCCCAUCCUGGGCAUGAUCACAGGAACGCUCAUCCUUGUCCUGGUCCCCACCACUAAGAGAGGCCACGCUGACCAGCUCGGGGGGCAGCUCAAGGCAAGGACCUCAUGGCUCCGAGACAUGAAGGCCCUGAUCCGCAACCGCAGCUACGUCUUCUCCUCUCUGGCCACGUCGGCUGUGUCCUUCGCCACAGGGGCCCUGGGCAUGUGGAUCCCUCUCUACCUGCACCGUGCCCAAGUUGUGCAGAAGACAGCAGAGACAUGCGGCAGCCCACCGUGUGGGGCCAAGGACAGCCUUAUCUUCGGGGCCAUCACCUGCUUUACGGGCUUUCUGGGUGUGGUCACGGGGGCAGGAGCCACGCGCUGGUGCCGCCUGCGGACCCAGCGGGCAGACCCCCUGGUGUGUGCGGUGGGCAUGCUCGGCUCUGCCAUCUUCAUCUGCCUCAUCUUCGUGGCUGCCAAGAGCAGCAUUGUGGGGGCCUAUAUCUGUAUCUUCGUCGGAGAGACACUGCUGUUUUCUAACUGGGCCAUCACCGCGGAUAUCCUCAUGUAUGUGGUCAUCCCCACGAGGCGGGCCACCGCCGUGGCCCUGCAGAGCUUCACCUCCCACCUGCUUGGGGAUGCUGGCAGCCCCUACCUCAUCGGCUUUAUCUCUGACGUGAUCCGGCAGAGCACCAAGGACUCCCCGCUCUGGGAGUUCCUGAGUCUGGGCUAUGCACUCAUGCUGUGCCCCUUCGUGGUGGUCCUGGGUGGCAUGUUCUUCCUCGCCACUGCUCUCUUCUUCCUCAGCGACCGCGCCAAGGCAGAGCAGCAGGUGAAUCAACUGGUGAUGCCGCCAGCAUCCAUGAAAGUCUAAGGUGGUGCCGCAGGGACAAUGAAGAACACUUGUUCCACCCUAAUCUGGGAGGAGCCCUCCGGCAGGCCGGCCCUCCUGGACGGUCCCU
Molecule: messenger RNA, 1900 nt
Organism: Condylura cristata (star-nosed mole)
Lineage: Eukaryota; Metazoa; Chordata; Mammalia; Eulipotyphla; Talpidae
Gene: SPNS2
Product: spinster homolog 2 (Drosophila)
Exons: 14
Coding region: 160-1812 (550 amino acids)
Biological process (GO): lipid transport; sphingosine-1-phosphate receptor signaling pathway; transmembrane transport
Cellular component (GO): membrane
Molecular function (GO): sphingolipid intramembrane carrier activity; transmembrane transporter activity
Source: RefSeq, a predicted model, not a curated record